Eruca vesicaria subsp. sativa (arugula) is the source of this 729-nucleotide messenger RNA. Lineage: Eukaryota; Viridiplantae; Streptophyta; Magnoliopsida; Brassicales; Brassicaceae. The record is from the annotation of a GenBank genome assembly.
UCCGUAGCAAACUUUUCUUCGUUUCUCUGCAAGGACCAAAGCGAUGAUGAACAAAUCCGGUGGUGCCGGUGGCGGUAGAGUAACCGAACCGGCGGCCGCUGCAGCCGCCGCUGCCUUACAGAAGCAAAAGGCGUUGUUACAGAGAGUAGAGACUGACAUCACAUCUGUCGUCGAUAACUUCACCCAAAUCGUCAAUGUCGCGAGGGUGAGUGAUCUUCCCGUUAAGAACUCUCAGGACGCUUACAUGAUGGAGAUGCGAGCUUCUAGAAUGGUUCAAGCAGCUGAUUCUAUUUUGAAACUCGUAUCAGAGCUGAAACAAACAGCUAUCUUCUCUGGAUUCGCAUCACUCAACGAUCAUGUAGAACAAAGAAUCGCAGAGUUUGAUCAGGAAGCUGAGAAGACAAAUCGAUUGUUGGCUAGAAUAGGCGAUGAUGCAUCAGCCAGUCUUAAAGAGCUUGAGGCUCACUACUACUCUUCUGCUCAGAGGUUGACUCCAGAUAUUUAAAAAGGAUUUAGCCCAAAUCUCUAGUCCACUAUGAAAAACUGGUUUUAAUGGGCUUUUUAACAUCAUCUAAGCUUAUUUGUAUUCCAACUUGUUUCAUUCGUGUACGCCAUAGCAGAAAGGUAAUUCAGAUGAUUCAACUUGAAAAAGAUUAAUACUCUCUUUUUUUAAAUUCACGACGUGCUCACCAAUCAUCGUUGACAAUGAAAGCUUUUUUGUUAUAUACG